UACUUAUGCCCGUGCAUUAUGCAGGAUUAGCAACCAGGGUGUGCCCCACUGAGCUGUGUAGCUGUUUUUCAGAAGCGACUGGCUAUCACAAAUAAGAGCUCAACGAAGUGACUUGUCAUCAUCGUCAUUACGUGGACAUUUAUAGCAGCCAAAUAUUCUCAACGCAUGACGUUGGUUCUAUAUGUCGAGGGAAAAAAACGAAGGACCCGGAGAAAAAUCCACGCAACCACGGGGAGGUAUUCGCCAUGAAAGUUUGCACAGACAAGGAAUUUACUAUGGCCGGAAGGUGCAUACAUUCAACAUGUAGGAAUCUUAAAACUGAAAUGAGUGGUAUACAGUCAAACUAUACUAAAAUUACAAAGUCUAACUAAUACUAAGGGGCUAAAGUAUGUAAAAUUGUGAAUAAGUGUACAAUAUAAAAUGUAAACUAGCCAUAAUAUACAAUCUAAAAAUACAAAAAUACAAAUAGGGUAACAUGUUGUAAACUAUACAGUCGGGAUGGAACCCACGACCUCCUGUAGACCAUGCGAGGGAGUUAACAUCUCGCCACGGAGGAGAGAGAGACACGCAGACUCCAAAUAUACAGCAGGCUUCGUCAGGGUCGGGAUGGAACCCACGACCUCCCGUAUACCACGAGAGGUAGUCAACAUCUCGCCGUGUUUGCCUGCAGGCUCCUCCGUGCCGCCGGCCUCCGCCCAGGCUGUGGCGGUGUCGCGCAGCGCUCGCUCUCGCUACGGCCUGCGCCCGCGCGAGAGGAAAGUCUACACAGAGGUGGAGGAGCCCCAGGACGACGACUUCUUCUUCUGCGAGCUGUGCAGGGAUUUCUACCUGGGGGAGUGCUCCGUGCACGGCCCGCCAGAGUUCAUUGCAGACGCGGCCGUGGCCCCGGGAGUGGCCAACAGGGCCCGGCUCAGCCUGCCCCAGGGCCUCACCGUCAGCGCUUCCUCCAUCGCCGGCGCCGGCCUCGGGGUGUGGAGCAACAGGAAGAAGCUGCCCAAGGGGGUGAUUUUUGGGCCCUACCAGGGAGAGGUGUCUGAGGAGAACCCCGUGAGCGAGUACUGCUGGCUGAUUUACAAAAACAAAAAGGAUCGUGAAUAUGUUGAUGCUCAGGAUGAAUCUAAAUCAAACUGGAUGAGGUUCGUCAACUGCGCGAGGAAUGAGCAGGAGCAGAACCUGGUGGCCUUCCAGCACCGGGGGCAGAUUUACUACCGCACAUUCCGUGCCGUGGGGCCCGGCUCUGAGCUGCUGGUCUGGUACGGCGAGGAGUUCGCCCAGGAGCUGGGCAUCGCCUGCGAGGCCGGGCCCUCGCGACGCCGCAGCAGCAGCAGCAGCGAGAUGGCUCCUAGGGCCACCGCCAGAGACCUGCAGCCCGUGCAGCCUCCACCAAGCGAGGAACACCGUGAGCACUGCUCACCAGAGACUCACCACUGCUCACCAGACUAUAGCCACCACUCACCAGAGAUGAUAGCCACCACUCACGAGAGACGAUAGCCACCACUCACCAGAGAUGAUAGCCACCACUCACCAGAGAUGAUAGCCACCACGCACCAGAAAUGAUAGCCACCACUCACCAGAGAUGGCAGCCACCACUUACGAGAGACGAUAGCCACUACUCACCAGAGACGAUAGCCACCACUCAGUAGAGAUGAUAGCUACCAUUCACCAGAGAUGAUAGCGACAUCUCACCAGAGAUGUGGAUGUAGCUACCACUCACCAGAGAUGAUAGCCACCACUCACUAGAGAUGAUAGCCACCACUCACCAGAGAUGAUAGCCACAUCUCACCAGAGUUGGUAGCCACCACUCACCAGAGAUGACAGCCACCACUCACCAGAGAUGAUAGGCACCAGCCACACUGAUAAGGUGGAAGUGAGUAACUGGUGUGGUGUGUAGUAGUAAACAUCGCCACUGGGGAGACAAAGGCGGCUAUGUGUGGUGCUGGCCACCCUCCCACUCGUGUGCCGUGUUGGCUUUCAUUGGUGCCCAUAACAGCACUUGUCCCAAAAGUAUAUACAGGCUAUAUGGGGGUUCUUUGUCUUUGUGUGUAUAUAUAAUGGAGCCCACUGCACUACGAACCCGGCCACCUGAG
Lethenteron reissneri (Far Eastern brook lamprey) is the source of this 2087-nucleotide messenger RNA. RefSeq names its product histone-lysine N-methyltransferase PRDM7-like. Gene Ontology annotation, biological process: regulation of gene expression. Gene Ontology annotation, cellular component: nucleus. The record is from RefSeq and is a predicted model, not a curated record. NCBI's taxonomy places the organism in Eukaryota, Metazoa, Chordata, Hyperoartia, Petromyzontiformes, Petromyzontidae. Gene Ontology annotation, molecular function: histone methyltransferase activity; protein binding.